AUGGCAAUAUGCAGCUAUGUCGGAUUUCCAGAUCUUUUCAUUACAUUCACAUGUAACCCCAACUGGCCUGAAAUUCAACGUUUGCUUGGUUAUGUUCAUCUAAAAGCAUCAGAUCGUCCUGACAUCAUUUCAAGAGUCUUUAAAAUGAAAUUUGAUGAGCUUUUGUCUUAUCUCACAAAGAAAAGUCUAUUGGGGAAAGUUCUUGCAUAUAUGUAUACAAUUGAGUUUCAAAAGAGAGGAUUACCACAUGCUCACAUCUUAAUUUUCCUCCAUCCAUCUAACAAAUAUCCAACUCCAAGUGAUAUUGAUCGCAUUAUUUCAGCUGAAAUACCUGACCAAGAUACCAAUGAAGAGUUGUAUAAUUUGGUUAAAACUCACAUGAUUCAUAGCCUGUGUGGAUUUGCAAAUCGAUCUUCACCGUGCAUGAAAGAUGGAAAAUGUUCUAAAUAUUUUCCAAAACAGUUUCAGCCCGAAAUAAUUGUUGAUCAAGAUGGGUUUCCGGUAUAUAGAAGAAGGGACAAUGGACAUACAGUUCUUAAGAAUGGAAUUCAAGUCGAUAACCGGAAUGUUGUUCCAUACAAUGCAAAGUUGUUGACAAAGUACCAAGCUCACAUAAACAUGGAAUGGUGCAAUCAAAGUACAUCGAUUAAGUACUUAUUCAAGUACAUCAACAAAGGUUACGAAAGAAUCACCGCUGCCAUUGUACCGAAUGAUGAUGGAACUUCCAACCAGCCGCAGAAUAUUGAUGAGAUCAAACAGUAUAUUGAUUGUAGGUACGUUUCUCUGAGUGAAGCAUCUUGGAGGAUAUUCUCCUUUCCAAUCCAUGGUAGAAAACCAGCUGUUGAGAGACUGUACUUUCAUUGUGAAGGUCAAAAUUCGGUAUAUUACACUGAUUUUGAUCGUAUCAAUACAGUUCUGGAAAAACCAAGUGUAACUGAAUCGAUGUUUACAUCAUGGUUCGAAGCAAAUUGCAAGUAUCCUGAAGCACAAAAUUUAACUUACAACAAAUUUGUUUCAAAAUUUGUUUAUGUUAAGAAAAAAAGAGAAUGGAAACCCCGUCAAAAAGGUUACACAAUUGGUAGGCUUAUAUGGGUUCCUCCAACAACUGGCGAAUUGUACUAUCUUAGAUUGAUGCUCACACAUGUCAAAGGCCCCCGCAGUUAUAAUGAUAUAAAAACAGUGAAUAACGUAAAAUAUGAUACUUUCCGGGAUGCCUGUUUUGCUAUGGGUUUUAUCGGCGAUGAUAGAGAAUUCAUUGCAGCUAUUAAAGAGGCAAAUCAUUGGGGUUCAGGCAGCAUUAACAGGCCAAGACAUGUAUGGAGUAAAACAUGUCAUCUCUUAGCUGAUGGAAUACUAUAUGCUCAACAGCGAAUUGCAAACAAUAGAGGUUUGAGGUUGUCGAAUGAAGAGAUAAUGAAUUUAACAUUAAUUGAGAUUGAACGAAAUCUUCAAAGGAAGAGCCGAAGUCUAAAGGAAUUUGCUGGAAUGCCUUAUCCAAGUGGAUAUGUGGUUGAGCAGUUGGGAAAUAAGCUCAUAUACGAAGAGCGGAGUUACAAUCCAGCCGAACAAUUGCAAGAAUACAAUAAUUUGUUCUUAAAUCUUACAGAUGAGCAAAGAGGUGUUUUCAAGCGAAUAAUGGAAGCAGUAAACAAUCAACAAGGAGACGUAUUUUUUUUGUAUGGAUACGGUGGCACAGGGAAACCCUACAUGUGGAGAACUCUAGCUUCCUACAUAAGAUCAAAGAAACAAAUUUGUUUAACUAUUGCUUCAUCGGGCAUAGCUUCACUACUACUUCCAGGAGGUCGAACGGCUCAUUCAAUGUUCAAGAUUCCAAUACCUAUAAUGGAGUCUUCUACAUGUAAUAUCGACAAAGGUAGUGAUCGUGCAGAGCUACUAAAAAUGGCAAAGUUGAUAAUUUGGGAUGAAGCUCCAAUGGCACACAGAUUUUGUUUUGAAGCGUUUGAUAAAACCCUUAAAGACAUAAUGGGGCGUUCCAAUUAUUCUGACAAAUUAUUCGGAGGGAAAGUAAUUGUAUUUGGUGGAGAUUUUCGGCAAAUAUUACCAGUUGUAUCAAGGGGCAGACUUGGCGAUGGGAAAUUGGAAGAACCUAACGAUGGUUACACGGAUAUUCCUAUUCCAAAUGAUUUCUUAAUUUCUAACUAUGAUGAUCCACUAGAAGCCAUUGUUAGUGAAACAUAUCCGAAUUUUCUUAACAAUUACAAGAAUCCAGAAUUUUUGCAAUCAAGAGCUAUAUUGGCAGGAACAAUUGAAACGGUUGACAUCAUAAAUCAAUACGUUUUGGGAUUCAUACCAGGUGAAGAAAAGGAAUAUUUAAGUUCAGAUUCUGUAGACACUUUUGACGGUGAAGGAAAUGAAGCUUUUGAUGUUUUGACCCCGGAAUUUUUGAAUACACUUACAACUUCCGGUCUACCUAACCACAAGAUUAAAUUGAAGAUUGGGACCCCUAUUAUGUUGCUUCGAAACAUUGAUCAACCUGAAGGUCUCUGCAAUGGAACAAGGCUUAUAGUUACAAGAUUGGCAAACCACGUUAUCGAGGCAAAGAUUAUAUCUGGAAAGAAUAUUGGAGGGGUUAUCUAUAUUCCAAGAAUGGAUAUGACUCCAACACAAUCUCCGUGGCCAUUCAAAAUGACUAGAAGGAAAUUUCCCAUAACUAUAUGUUAUGCUAUGACAAUUAACAAAUCUCAAGUGAAAAUGAGUAGAAAGGUUGAUUCUGUGAAAGACAUCAAUGACUCAAAAGAAACUUGGCGUCUUGUUGUUUGA
Molecule: messenger RNA, 2781 nt
Organism: Lathyrus oleraceus (garden pea)
Lineage: Eukaryota; Viridiplantae; Streptophyta; Magnoliopsida; Fabales; Fabaceae
Exons: 9
Coding region: 1-2781 (926 amino acids)
Biological process (GO): DNA repair; telomere maintenance
Molecular function (GO): DNA helicase activity
Source: RefSeq, a predicted model, not a curated record